AAAAAAAAAGCUUUCGGGAGAAGCGAAAGGCAACGGCGGCAGAUGUUCAAGACGGCGGAGGAGGACGUGGUGCAUCUCACGGGGAGCUUUUGAGGGGGGCGACGCUGUUUGCAAACCCCCCCCACACUCCCCCUGCGGGAGACCGGUGACUAGCCGGCGCCGUUAGAAGAGGCGGGGCUUUGCACAAGCAGCCCCUUGUUACAAGGGAGCCGUUGCACGCUCGGCUCGCCCUGGAGGUGCAAGCAAGGCGGGCGAGUUGGGCAUAUAGCUGGCAGACCCAGCUCUUCAUGAUUUAACCCUUUCUGAAAAGGCACUUAAAGAAGGAAUGGCAGAGAAAGUGAACAACUUCCCCCCACUUCCUAAAUUUAUCCCGCUGAAGCCGUGCUUCUACCAGAACUUUGCUGAUGAAAUCCCAAUUGAUUACCAGACGCUGGUGAGACGGAUCUAUCGCUUGUGGAUGUUUUACUGCAUCACCUUGAGUGUUAACCUCAUUGCUUGUCUGGCUUGGUGGAUCGGUGGUGGAGGUGGUACCAAUUUUGGCUUGGCAAUUCUUUGGCUUAUCGUCUUCAGCCCCUGUAGUUAUGUCUGUUGGUUCCGGCCAGUCUACAAAGCCUUCCGGUCAGACAGCUCUUUUAAUUUCAUGGCGUUUUUCUUCAUUUUUGGAGCCCAGUUUAUCCUGACAGCCAUCCAGGCAAUCGGUAUCAGUGGGUGGGGAGCAUGUGGCUGGCUGGCUGCCGUAACUUUUUUUGGCACUAGUGUUGGCGCUGGUGUGAUCAUGCUCUUCCCAGCAAUUAUGUUCACCUUGUGCGCUAUUGGGAUGCUUAUAUGUCUCAUCCGGGUUCACCGGAUCUACCGUGGCGGAGGUGGAAGCUUUCAGAAAGCCCAGAACGAAUGGCAGAAUGGAUCGUGGAAAGAUCCUCCGAGCAGGGAAGCCCAGCACAGCAACUUUUCAGGAAACAGCCUUCCUGAAUAUCCAACGGUUCCCAAUUAUGGAAACCCCUGGUCCUGAUCCUGGCCUGCUGUUGGGCUGCUGAAGUAGUUUGGUUUGAGUUGUUGCAAGAAACACAUUGGGCUUCUCAUUUGAGUUUCUCUCUCUCUCUCUCUCUCUCUCUCUCUCUCUCUCUCUCCCUCUCUCUCUCUCUCCCUCCCUCCCUCCCUCCCUCCCUCUCCUUCUUUCUCUCUUUCUCUUUUUCCUUUAGGGGUGGUGCUCUUUCUUCCCCUAACCGUGGUUUUAUUUAUGGUUCUCCUUUUAUGAUGGCAGCAGCUUGUGCCAAGGCAUGACUGUUGCCCAUAAAAUUUGAUUAGUCCUAUUUUUAUUGAUAGGAAUCCCCUUUUUUUUUCCUCCCAUCUAUAUCAUUCUUGCCAACAGAUGCACAAGGAACUGGAUAAAACUGUCAUUUCUCUUGACUGCCUCGUUUUGAGAGGGCAGCCGUUCACCACCAAGAUUCCCCUGUAGAUUUUGGGAAAGUGACUUAAAACUUUUCUCGCCUUUUCCCUGUUUUUUGAGCUUGCUCAUGUGCUAAUCCCGGCUCCCUGUAUCUUUGGGGAUCCUGCAGCUCAAGAGAUUGUUGUGAAAAGAAAUGUGUGCGAGUGUGAUAGGCACAAAGAGCAGCUUGUUCAUGACGACAGCUAUUUUUUGAUGUUUGCUGCUAUCAGAGCAGGAGUUUUGUAACUGAAUCCUUCUCCCAGGAAAAUAAUUCCUGGAAAUAGAAAGUUAGCAGCAUGAUUUAUCUUCUCACUGAACUGCUAGCUUUCCGUAUUGGAGAACUGUAUUAAUUAAAGGGGGAUGAGUUCAAAUAUGGCCCCUGCUCUCCUAAAAUAGGACCCAUUUUCUGGAAGUUUCGACCUGUUAACAGGUCUUUGUUUUGCUUAUUUGUUUUGUUCAGAGUGUGUUGCUCUAUGCUCUCUUCUUCCUACCUUGCUGGCUAUUAACUUGCUUGCUAAAAUAGAAACUUUGAAGGGUGACUAUGACCUGGUCUGAGCCUGUCCCUCUUGGAAAUUCUCUCCCCCAACCCCAUAAUUAAACCACAGAACUUUUCUCAUUGCUGGUACUGACAGAUCAAAUUCUGUUCGAUUAUUCCACUUUACCUCAAAGCGGAUGGAUGAGACUGCAAAGUGUCAAGACCCACAAUCAGGCUGCAUCUACGAGUAUUUCUUUCCUCAUAUAUAUGUGUGUGUGUGUGUGUGUGUGUGUGUGUGUGUGUAAUAGCCACUGAAUGCAAGGAGAUCUUUUAUCAGUCUUUCUCAACCUCUGCAACUUUAAGAGGCGUGGACUUCAACUCUCAGAAUUGGAAUUCUGGGAGUUGAAGUCCACACCUCUUAAAAUUGCUGAGGUUAAGAAGUAUUGCUUUGGCUGGGCCAGUUCGACAUUUCAGCAGUUCUCAUCUAUCUCUUCCACAACUUUCCAACGAUCUUGGGUCUCCUAUGGCUUUGGGGCACCCUGAUCAGUCAGUGCUCUUCUUCUCCUCACCUGUGUGAGUCUAAUUCUAGCAUCCUGGGAGGUAAAAUCCUCCCCAGAACUUGAGCCAAUUCCUUCUCCAAGGAUGCUUUUUGGAAGGUACCAGUUAUUGUGCUACCUCGGGCAGUCUUGUCCAAUCUGAUCCAACACACUGGGGCAGCAGCACCUUAGCUAUGCUGGUGAGGGAUUUCAUGGUUUAUGCUCCCCAUAUAUCUGGAAGCGGUCAGAUGUGGCUAGGCUGCCUCAAAGCAUUCAGACUCCCAAAUCUUGGGUGCAGUCUUAAGGAUAGCUGUUAAGUCAUCUGGACCUUAACCCUCUCGUCCAGCAAUUAGUUGCCUUUUCAAGCCAUUGCUUUUAUAUUUGCUUUCUGAGGAGCAGGCUUGUCCUAGGUUUCUCCCCCCCCCCUUUCUUCUUUACAAAAUACAUUACGUUUUGGGAAAACGAUGUGGGUUUAUCCAAAAAAUGUGAAAAAGCACCUCCGGACAGAAUGGAGACCAGGGAUAGGACCGAGAAGCGGGUUGUAAUAUGUGCCUUAUCCAAUUUUACCUGCUCUGGUUUGUUUCUCUCCCCCCAAAUCCCAGCUUUUUUUUUUUUUUUUUUUUGCAUAUUUAGUGAUCCUGGGAGGAUUCCCUCCUGGUUCAUUGGGAAACUGCCUGUUUUGUAAAUACAAGGGCCAAAUUCUCCCCCUCAAGUGAGCCAAAGAAAAUGAAAACUCUCAAUGCUAGAGGCCAAAAAUCUCCCCUGGCCUUUCUUUGGGAAUAGAUUUGUGAAAAUGAGCCUCUCUUUCUUUCUCUCUCUCUCUCUCUCUCUCUCUCUCUCUCUCUCUCUCUCUCUCUCCUUGUGAGAUUUCUUGAUACAUUCCAAAUGUGGGCUUUGAAAAAAAACAAAAACAAAAAACGGUACCUGCCAUUUUAAAACGCAUUACACUUGUUCCAAAGUGCCAGAGAACCGCCGCUUUAAAAUUGCCUUGCUGACAUCAUGGCCAUUGCAUUGCAUGAGCUUUACUUCCUUUGCUUUUGCCUUAAUUGCUUAAAAAAAAAAUCAGGGGGGGGGAUUGCUGCCUAGCUAAUAGCUGCCCUUGCAGGGUCCCUGUUAUAGGCAUGCCCCAUCUCCAUUUCCUCAGAGGAACCCCCUGCUAAACAUUUCCUCAGUACCACCAGUUGCUUUUUUUUUUUUUUUACCCUGCACUUUUGGACUUCCCAGUUUGGCUGCUGGGAAGAGAAAUGAGCUGACUGGUUCUUGAAACUCAGGAUACCCAGGCAGGCAGCUCCUGGGUACUAGGCUGCCUUAAAAGCAUCUCGGUGGACUCCUCAGAUGGAUGGCCGUUUUCUCAAAAAAGCAGCGCGAAGUGGGACCAGACUUCUUGCCAAAUUGCAGAGGGGUUCUGUUCCUUCUGGAGGAGUCUCAGUCAGCAAAGACCCCUCAAGUUCUCCUUUAACGCCGGUUAAAUAACAGCAGCAGCAGCAGCAAAUGUUGUUCCUGUUGAGUUAUUUUGCAGAAGGGGGAGUGGGCUUGUAGUGCAGGCCAGCUGUUCUCUGGAUACCAAGCGGGAAUUCUAAUACUAGAGAAGGAAAUGCCCGAGAUGAGAUCUGCAAAAUCAAAUUAUCCAAGCCGAAAACUGUGGUCUUGGCAAACAUUUGGGUGAGGGUAUCUCCCGGGAAUUCACUCGUUUCUGUACCAUGGCUCUGCCCACUCCAGGAACCCCGCCAACCAUCAUCUCCUGCUGCAGUUUUUGUUCUGGCGCUCUUAGCUCUCUUCCUCAAAUCACGCUGUCCUUCAGAACAACGUUUUGAGAACUGAAUCGCUUGCCAAUGUAUCAUGUCCGCCAUUGUCUUAAUAUAAUGUACUUAUAACACUUAAUUUUUUUGUAAAUGUUUACAUUAUUCCCAAGGGAACUAAUAACAUGGGUUUGGGUCAAGAGAUGGAUGUUGUGGAGAAUUAACUCUACUAUUCUUAUUCUGCAUCAUGUUGUAGAUUAUUUGUUUGCAUUGUGAUGUGGUGUGGUGUUAAUUCAUUCAGGGUUUUUUUUUUCCCCCUUUAAAAAUAAAUGAAGCUUGGCUACUGGAA
Pantherophis guttatus is the source of this 4525-nucleotide messenger RNA. RefSeq names its product secretory carrier membrane protein 4 (gene SCAMP4). NCBI's taxonomy places the organism in Eukaryota, Metazoa, Chordata, Lepidosauria, Squamata, Colubridae. Gene Ontology annotation, biological process: protein transport. Gene Ontology annotation, cellular component: trans-Golgi network membrane; recycling endosome membrane. The record is from RefSeq and is a predicted model, not a curated record.